AUGAAGAGUGACUUGUCCAAAGAUGAACCUCCAUACUUCAGUCCUGAACCUGGACCCUCAGACACAGGAUCCAGCUGUCUGUCUAUGAAGAGUGACUUGUCCAAAGAUGAACCUCCAUACUUCAGUCCUGAACCUGGACCCUCAGACACAGGAUCCAGCUGUCUGUCUAUGAAGAGUGACUUGUCCAAAGAUGAACCUCCAUACUUCAGUACUGAACCUGGACCCUCAGACACAGGAUCCAGCUGUCUGUCUAUGAAGAGUGACUUGUCCAAAGAUGAACCUCCAUACUUCAGUCCUGAACCUGGACCCUCAGACACAGGAUCCAGCUGUCUGUCUAUGAAGAGUGACUUGUCCAAAGAUGAACCUCCAUACUUCAGUCCUGAACCUGGACCCUCAGACACAAAAGAGAGGAAGAGGAGUCAUGUUUCUGUGGAGGAGCAGCCGUCCUGCUGUGCUUUGUGUCAGGACGUCCUGAAGGAUCCAGUCUCUACCAGCUGUGGACACUGGUUCUGCAGAUGGUGCAUCGCCUCAUACUGGGACCAGUCUGCUUCAUCAGGACACUCCUCCUGUCCCCAGUGUGGAGAAAGAUCCAGAACCAGAGCUGGACUGCAGACAGCCAGUCAGAGCAGCUCUGUACAAAUGGAUGGCAGUCUGCAGGAGGUUUUAGAUGAACAUAAGAUCAGUCUGAGGAGGAGAUGUGAACGUGUGACUGAAGGAAGUGAUGAAACAGGAAGUGGAACCCUCCUCAACAGGAUCUACACUGAGCUCUACAUCACAGAGGGACAGAGUGAAGAGGUUAAUACCCAGCAUGAGGUGAGGCAGCUUGAGACAGCUUCCAAGAAGAAGACCCUCCAUGACACUCCAAUCAGGUGCCAGGACAUCUUUAAAGCCUUACCCGGCCAACAGGGAGCCAUCAGAGUGGUUCUGACCAACGGCGUCGCUGGCGUUGGAAAAACCUUCUCGGUGCAGAAGUUCACUCUGGACUGGGCAGAGGGCUCGGAAAACCAAGACGUCGGUCUGCUGGUUCUGCUCUCGUUCAGGGAGCUGAACUUGAUCAAAGAUGAGCGGCACAGUCUCCUCACGCUGCUCCAUGUUUUCCAUCCAACAUUACAGAAGGUCCCAGCAGAGAAGCUCGCCGUCUGGAAACUGUUGUUCAUCUUUGACGGCCUGGAUGAAAGCAGACUUUCAUUGGAUUUCCACAACAGUGAGGUUGUGUCUGAUGUCACACAGAAGUCAUCAGUCAACCUGCUGCUGACAAACCUCAUCGAGGGGAAUCUGCUUCCUUCGGCUCUCGUCUGGAUAACUUCCAGACCUGCGGCGGCCAAUCAGAUCCCUCCUUCGUGUGUCGGCAGGGUAACAGAAGUACGAGGCUUCACUGACGCCCAGAAGGAGGAGUACUUCAGGAGGAGAGUCAGUGAUGAAGAGCUGUCCAGCAGAAUCAUCUCACACAUCAAGACCUCCAGGAGCCUCCACAUCAUGUGUCUAAUCCCAGUCUUCUGCUGGAUCACUGCUACAGUUCUGGAGCAUAUGUUGACUACAGAGCAGAGAGGAGAGCUGCCCAAGACCCUGACUGACCUGUACUCACACUUCCUGCUGGUUCAGAUAAAGAGGAAGAAGCAGAAGUACGAUGAGGGACAUGAGACGAGUCCACAGGAGCUGACGGAGGCUGACAGGGAGGUUCUUCUGAAGCUGGGGAGGCUGGCGUUUGAACAGCUGGAGAAAGGAAACAUCAUGUUCUACCAAGAAGACCUGGAGCAGUGUGGUCUUGAUGUCACAGAGGCCUCGGUGUACUCAGGAGUUUGUACAGAGAUCUUCAAAAGAGAGAGUGUGAUCUUCCAGAAAACAGUCUACUGCUUUGUUCAUCUGAGCGUUCAGGAGUUUCUGGCUGCAGUCUACAUACUUUGUGGCUGUGGACUCUCAGAGACUCACUGUGAAGUCGUGGCCUCAGCUCUGAAGUCCAACCCCUCCCAUCUGAGAGAGCUGGACCUGAGCUGGAACAACCUGCAGGAUUCAGGAAUGAAGCUGCUGUCUGCUGGACUGGAGAGUCCAAACUGUAGACUGGAGACUCUGAGAUUGAGGGACUGCAGGUUGUCAGAGAUCAGCUGUGCUUCUCUGGCCUCAGCUCUGAAGUCCAACCCCUCCCAUCUGAGAGAGCUGGACCUGAGUAACAACUACAAGCUGCAGGAUUCAGGAGUGAAGCUGCUGUGUGGUUUUCUGGAGAGUCCACACUGCAGACUGGAGACUCUGAGACUUUGUGACUGUGGACUCUCAGAGACUCACUGUGAAGUUGUAGCCUCAGCUCUGAAGUCCAACCCCUCCCAUCUGAGAGAGCUGGACCUGAGUGGAAACUACAACCUGGAGGAUUCAGGAGUGAAGCUGCUGUCUUCUGGACUGGAGAGUCCAAACUGUAGACUGGAGACUCUGAGAUUGAGUUUCUGCAGUUUGUCAGAGAUCAGCUGUGCUUCUCUGGCCUCAGCUCUGAAGUCCAACCCCUCCCAUCUGAGAGAGCUGGACCUGAGUAACAACUACAAGCUGCAGGAUUCAGGAGUGAAGCUGCUGUGUGGUUUUCUGGAGAGUCCACACUGCAGACUGGAGACUCUGAGAUUGAGGGGCUGCAGUUUAUCAAAGAUCAGCUGUGCUUCUCUGGCCUCAGCUCUGAAGUCCAACCCCUCCCAUCUGAGAGAGCUGGACCUGAGUAACAACGAGCUGCAGGAUUCAGGAGUGAAGCUGCUGUGUGGUUUUCUGGAGAGUCCACACUGCAGACUGGAGACUCUGAGAUUGAGGAGCUGCAGUUUGUCAGAGAUCAGCUGUGUUUCUCUGGCCUCAGCUCUGAAGUCCAACCCCUCCCAUCUGAGAGAGCUGGACCUUAGUAGCAACAUCCUGCAGAAUUCAGGAGUGAAGCUGCUGUGUGGUUUUCUGGAGAGUCCACACUGCAGACUGGAGACUCUGAGAUUGAGGUUCUGCAGUUUGUCAGAGAUCAGCUGUGCUUCUCUGGCCUCAGCUCUGAAAUCCAACCCCUCCCAUCUGAGAGAGCUGGACCUGAGAGGAAACGAGCUGCAGGAUUCAGGAGUGAAGCUGCUGUCUGAUCUGAAGGAGAGUCCACAAUGCAGACUGGAGACUCUGGGCCAGAUGGAGGGUUCAGACCUGCAGCUGUCAGACCAGGUCUCAGCGCUUUACAGCGAAAUCCAGCCGGGCGGGGACUCUAGUUUCAGCCGACCGCCCAGCAGCGCUAACGGGAAGUGUGAGGGGUGUUUCCAGCUGAUCUGCACAACAGAAGGACCAGAGUCUCACCCUCAGCAGCCCGACCUCCCUGCACCUUCUCCGGGCACCACAGCAGAGCGGACCGGCCGCCGGCAGGUCUGCACCCCCACAGGACGGACCUGA
Molecule: messenger RNA, 3384 nt
Organism: Micropterus dolomieu (smallmouth bass)
Lineage: Eukaryota; Metazoa; Chordata; Actinopteri; Centrarchiformes; Centrarchidae
Product: NACHT, LRR and PYD domains-containing protein 12-like
Exons: 13
Coding region: 1-3384 (1127 amino acids)
Molecular function (GO): protein binding
Source: RefSeq, a predicted model, not a curated record